Molecule: messenger RNA, 1608 nt
Organism: Aureobasidium melanogenum CBS 110374
Lineage: Eukaryota; Fungi; Ascomycota; Dothideomycetes; Dothideales; Saccotheciaceae
Exons: 2
Coding region: 1-1608 (535 amino acids)
Biological process (GO): regulation of transcription by RNA polymerase II
Cellular component (GO): nucleus
Molecular function (GO): DNA-binding transcription factor activity, RNA polymerase II-specific; RNA polymerase II transcription regulatory region sequence-specific DNA binding
Source: RefSeq, a predicted model, not a curated record
AUGGCUUUGUUCAUCGCGUAUCGAGUUGCAACGUUUCUAAGCACCACUCCACACCAAUUCCUGGACGAUUCCAUGCAGGACAAUCUCGCCUCGAACGAGGAUGUCCCAAUGGGUGACUCGGUCCCCGAUACUCUCCUGAACACAGUCAUCUUUGACGACAUGGACGAGCACAACAUCCAGCACUCACUCCUUGAGACAGACUUUCAGUCUGGAUCACUCGCGUAUGAUCCUUUCUUCACGUCUGACCCCUCUGCUCAAGUCAACUCGUUCGUCGACUCGGCUGGUCAUGAGCUCAUGUACCACUCACCUGAUGGCGUCUUCGGCCAGACUCCUGGAUACCUCAACUACGACUACGCUGCCCAAACUCCUGGUCCCUGUACAAACUUCACCGGACCUAGCCCUUUUGCGCAAACUACAACCUCAUGGCCUCUUCUUAGCUCCCCUAUGCCCCAGCCCCAGCAGACCUCUCUGAACUACCCAACGCCUGCCUCGAUCCCACCUGCAGCAACGCCUGAAGUCCAAAUUCCCAAGACCCCUACCAAGUCCGGCAAGAAAGCUCGCAAGGCCAAACGCGGCACCCAAAACAAACAGACGAAAGAAUUCGUUUGCCCCGUCUGCGGUCGCAUUUCCGCCUGUGCUUCGAACCUUGAAGAGCACAUGCUUACACACACCGGGGUGAGAGAUUACUUGUGCACCUACGUCAGCGAGAAAGGCGAGACCUGCCACAAGCGCUUUGCUCGUCCUUGGGGUUUGACACGUCAUUGCCACGACGUCCACAAGGUUGAAGUGAAGGUCACGAAAAGGCGCGGCGUGAAGUACAUUGGUCAGUCUCCAGGCAAUGGAACCCCGAACAACCCUAAGAAGAACAACAAGAAGACCCAUAUUCUCGACGACCCUCCUUCACCUUCGACAGCCGCUGAAGAUGCUAUUCCUCUCGCCCAACACACCCCUCUUCCAGACGUUGACCGCAUCCGCAUCACCACUUCCGGUCCAGAGGGACCUUGCCUUUGUGCCUCUUGCAAUUUGACUUUCCCUAAAGGUAACGAGUUGAUGGAACACAAUCACUUUGUGCAUGGCUUCCCAGUGAGCCCUUACUGCGGUUGUGAUCUCUGCCACGAAUGGUUCACUCGCGAGACCUCAAUCGACGAUGGCUCAACUUUCUUCAACAUCUAUGGAAGCAACGAUGACAACAUGGAAGUUGAAGCUCCUGACAAUGACUUCAAGCUCGACCCGAUGCUCCGCAAUCUCGGCAAUGACAACUCCGGCUUUGACAUUGGCAUGAUGGACGCCUGUAUGUUUCCAAUCGCUAACACUUCGACCACUUCGAUCAAUGCUGACUUUGACACUCCCAGUCCCUCACCCUCCCCCAUCGCUUCCAUAGACGAAGAGUCUCCCAUCCUCACUUUACCUCCAGCCAAUCCCUAUGCUGACGAGCGCUCUGCCGCCUGGGCUAGAAUCGCCGAGAACGACAUUGUAACAUACGAUUCAGAGGGUUUCGCCUGGCACAGCUGUCCUCCUGUUUCUCCCACGACUUUCUAUGCAUUGAUGGGCCUCGACUACAACAACAUGACCGAUGAGCAGCGCCGUGCUUAUCUCGGUGGAGCUUGA